UGUUUUCACGUCGCAUGAACCGGAUGGGUCUUUAAGAAAAAAUACGUAGCUUUAAAACCGGAAUUCAAUCUGCUGCAUUUUUCGCCCGUCUAUAUCCUUUCCUCGUUUAUAUUUGUAAAGAUGCUGCCCAUAUUUAAGACCAUUCCAACGCACAUGGAUUAUAAAGGCCAGAAGCUGGCUGAACAGAUUUUUCAAGGAAUCAUUCUCAUCUCUGCGGUUAUUGGCUUUGUUUGUGGUCUGAUCGUUGAGCAGUUUGGAUGGACAGUCUACAUCGUUUUAGCUGGCUUUGCAGUGUCCUGUGUGUUGACUCUUCCCCCAUGGCCCAUGUACAGACGUAACCCUCUGUCUUGGCAGCCUGCUAUACCAGAGAGCAGUGGAGAGUCCUGUCAAAAACCACAGGAAAGCAUCAAAAAGAAGAAACACAAGUAACUUGAAACCUCUAAAAGUCUGCCUGCCAAUACAUUUUUUUUUAUAAUACUGCAAAAUAUACCUAGCAUUUAGUUCAUAGACUUUGGUACAGUGUUUUUCAGUCAACCAGGGCUUAACGAUAUUAAACAAAGAUAUUUUGAGUUGAAACAAGCAUUUGAAACAAACACAAUUUUAGGUCCUAAUUAUUGGUAUAAUUCUGACACUUUGGUGCUGUACUUUUCCAGACCUAGCCAGAAAUUAAAUGCUUGGUGUCUAAAUAAACGUAUCUGAUCUUUGUUU
Cynoglossus semilaevis (tongue sole) is the source of this 708-nucleotide messenger RNA. RefSeq names its product signal peptidase complex subunit 1 (gene spcs1). The transcript is spliced from 4 exons. The record is from RefSeq and is a predicted model, not a curated record. Gene Ontology annotation, cellular component: signal peptidase complex; membrane. Gene Ontology annotation, biological process: protein targeting to ER. Bases 121 to 429 code for a protein of 102 amino acids. Lineage: Eukaryota; Metazoa; Chordata; Actinopteri; Pleuronectiformes; Cynoglossidae.